This is a messenger RNA of Racocetra persica, 329 nucleotides long. Lineage: Eukaryota; Fungi; Glomeromycota; Glomeromycetes; Diversisporales; Gigasporaceae. The record is from the annotation of a GenBank genome assembly.
AAAUAUAUUUUGCUAAUCUCUAUGAUUUAUAUAUUGAUACUGGCUACCAAAUAAAGGAUUUAAUUAAUCUACCUGAAGAUUUAGAACCACUUGAAAUCUUAUAUAUUUCUAAUAUUAGUCUUCAAUUAACCCAAUACUUUGAUUCUACCAAUAUUAUCUAUUUAGAAGAUAAUUUUUUUAGUGAAGAAUCUAUAUUAUACCAAUUAUCUAUUAGUACCUCUCUACCUAUAUCUGUAAUUUUAAAUCCUGAUUUUAGUAUAUCUUGCAAAUUGUUUGGUUUUGAAACAAAUCAAAUUCUUGAUCAAAUUACUACUGAAACAAACUCUACU